Messenger RNA from Vigna unguiculata (cowpea), 2783 nucleotides. Its product is annotated as protein RRP6-like 2. Lineage: Eukaryota; Viridiplantae; Streptophyta; Magnoliopsida; Fabales; Fabaceae. Gene Ontology annotation, molecular function: nucleotide binding; 3'-5'-RNA exonuclease activity; single-stranded RNA binding. The record is from RefSeq and is a predicted model, not a curated record. Gene Ontology annotation, biological process: exonucleolytic trimming to generate mature 3'-end of 5.8S rRNA from tricistronic rRNA transcript (SSU-rRNA, 5.8S rRNA, LSU-rRNA); nuclear polyadenylation-dependent CUT catabolic process; TRAMP-dependent tRNA surveillance pathway. Gene Ontology annotation, cellular component: nucleolus; nuclear exosome (RNase complex).
AACAUAAGUACUCACUUCCCACGUGGACCGUGCCACGUGACAUAAACGUAUAUGAAGCCUGCACUGGUAAGGAAGCUCUUCUCACACGCACUGUUUCGAAACUGAUACUGACGCAAACGUAAGCAUUCAGUAGUGAGUUUCCGACGACAAUGGCGAAAACCCUGAAACCCUAAUCCUAAAACCCCUUCUAACAAAUUCUACCGUCCUCUUCACGAGCCAUGGACUUCGAUCACCAAUUAACGGAGCUUUCCGCUUCUUCGCCAUGCAUUCCCUCUGGCGAGGACUUCCAUUUCUACUACAAAUUCACGGAGUUCCGACGCCCGAUAGAAGAAAUCGCGCGGAGGACACAGUCGAUGCUCAACAGAAUUGGUUCCGCGGAGAAUAUUUGGGGCAGAGGCUCGGUAUUUCCCGCUGACGUGGACGACGCGUACGAGUGGCUUGUGACUGCGAACGACGACGUUUUCGAGCUGGUUGAUGAGUUGGUGGACGAGUUGCGGAGGAUUAUGAAGGAGGAGGGAGUGGAUUUUGAGAACGACUUGGAGGAGAAGACGAAAGUGCCGUUCCAUAUACCGACGAUCAAGAAGCCUCAGUAUGCGUAUAAUAUUGUUGUUGAUAACGCAAACCAGCCUUUUGAGCAUGUUUUGUUGGAGAAGAGUGAAGAUGGUCAGCGGUUUAUUCAUCCACUGGAGAAAUUCUCUGUGUUGGAUUUUGUUGAUAAAGAAAAUAUUGAGGAUCUUGUGCCAAUAAAGCCUCUGUCAAUAGAAUGCACCCCUUUCAAGCUUGUAGAGGAAGUCAAAGGAUUGAAGGAGUUGGCUGCUACGCUGUCUGCAGUUAAUGAAUUUGCGGUGGAUUUGGAACAUAAUCAUUAUCGGUCUUUCCAAGGUUUGACUUGCUUAAUGCAAAUCUCAACCAGGACUGAAGAUUUUGUUAUAGACACUUUGAAGGUUCGUAAUAACGUUGGGCCAUACCUGAGGGAAGUCUUCAAGGACCCUACCAAGAAGAAGGUCCUGCAUGGAGCAGAUCGUGAUAUUUUGUGGCUGCAACGGGAUUUUGGCAUUUAUGUCUGUAACAUGUUUGAUACUGGCCAGGCUUCUAGAGUGUUAAAGUUGGAGAGAUACAGUUUGCAACAUCUUUUGCAACACUUCUGUGGGGUUACUGCAAACAAGGAAUACCAGAAUGCAGAUUGGAGAUUACGCCCUCUUCCUGAUGUGAUGCUGAGAUAUGGCAGAGAGGAUACACACUAUCUGCUCUAUAUAUAUGAUUUAAUGAGGAUCAAAUUGUUUACAUUGUCUAAGGAGUCUGAAGGUUGUGAUAAUCCUCUACUGGAGGUUUACAAGCGCAGUUAUGAUAUCUGCAUGCAGUUAUAUGAGAAGGACCUGCUUACAGAAAACUCGUACCUUCAUUUAUAUGGGUUGCGAGGGGCUGGUUUUAAUGCUCAACAGCUUGCUGUUGUUUCAGGGCUCUGGGAAUGGCGUGAUGGUCUUGCACGUGCAGAUGAUGAGGGGCCUGGUUAUGUAUUGCCAAAUAGAAUUAUUCUUGAAAUUGCUAAGCAGAUGCCUGUCAUUAUAAGCAAUUUACGGAGAAUAGUAGGAAGGUCAAAGCUCCCAUAUGUUGAGCGCAGCCUUGAUGUUAUUGUUAACAUUGUCAGACAUUCUAUGCAAAACGCUGUUGCCUUUGAAGAGGCUGCACUACGUUUGAAGGAAGAACGUGCAGCAAGUUUGUCAAAUGUGGUACCCGUUAAGGAUGUAACUGUACCUCAGACACCAAACUUAAAGGUUGGAUGCGCAGCAACGGAAAGCAUUGGAGUUGAAAAUGACACCUGUAUUGAUAUCUCGGAGAAUUGUAUGUUUUCUUCUGUCCUGGAGGAGGAAUGUUUUCAGCAUGAAGAUAAAGAUGGACAAGGAAAAGUUAUAUCGAAUUGUCUCACUUCAGAUUUUCUAAGUGCCAGUCCCACUAUUCCAGAGAAGCCUCAAGAUGCUGCAAACGUUAUUGCACUCUCUACAGCUAAGGGCAAUGGAGAGGUGCUAAAACUGCCUACUGGAGCUAUUGAUGCGCCACUUCUGGGCUAUUCAAUGUCAGAAUGGAAGGCCGGUCCUAAUAAAAAGGUCAAGCUAGAACAGAUUAAACCGUCGGACAAUCUUCCAUCCCUUUUUGCUUUGGACAAUAGUAAGAAGUCAAAACUAGUUGUAGCAUCUGAAAAAUCAGACCCACAGAAGAAACCUGUUUCAGGUUCAGUUUCUUCCUCCUCCCCCGUUGGGGUUGUAACGGUAAUGUCUGAUUCAGACUCGGAGGAUACACUGCAGCUAAAGAACUCCAACAACCACCCAGGAAAAAAUUCUCUUGUGCCCAGGAAAAGAAGAUAAAAGAUGAGUCAAGGUCUCAGUCUGAAUUGUUAUGACAUUGUUUUCAGAAACAACUUAACUAGAGAGGAGCUGGAGACAACGGAAGAAGAAUCCAGUGGCUUUUUGGCAGCUUUCUUUUGAUGUUGGAGUGGCAAGGAGACAAGUUUUUGUUUGAAAAGACAAAGAAAAUGCAUUUUGCCAGAGCCAACGUCACUCAGUAGCAAAUUCAAAACUUCAACCCUAAAGCAUGGGGAAGAAGCAGUGAUUUUUUGACAAAGUAAUUGCUGCAGGUAGAUGUUGGGUCUUUUCAGCUUCUGGGAUGGAAGGGCAGCAUUUGGUUGCAUCCUUAUCUUCCAUUUACAGAGAAAAACUAAUGUUGCCAUCAUCAGUAUCUUUGAAUAGUAAUUGAAAAAUAUGAAAAACAGAUUAUUUCGUUUUGCA